Molecule: messenger RNA, 615 nt
Organism: Solanum verrucosum
Lineage: Eukaryota; Viridiplantae; Streptophyta; Magnoliopsida; Solanales; Solanaceae
Product: 9-cis-epoxycarotenoid dioxygenase NCED3, chloroplastic-like
Exons: 4
Coding region: 1-615 (204 amino acids)
Biological process (GO): carotene catabolic process
Cellular component (GO): chloroplast stroma
Molecular function (GO): carotenoid dioxygenase activity
Source: RefSeq, a predicted model, not a curated record
AUGGCCUUAUGUAGUUAUACAUUUAAAGUAAAUUGCUCUAUUCAAAGGCCUUCAAUACCAACCAAAGUUGAGGACUUGAAAGCCUCAAUUUCAUCUGCUUUGAAGCCAUUUUCGAGGGAUUUGGUGCAUUUUCCAGUUGUAGCUGACAUUCCAAAAGUUGUGAAAGAAACUUCUAUCAAACUAUUAGAUGCCUUUGUGGACCUUGUAUUUGAAUUUGUUGAUCAGCCAUUACUUCCAUCUCAGAGUAAUUUUGCACCGGUGGAAGAGAUUGGAGAAUCCGUUCGAGUAAUUACAGUGGAAGGGGAAAUCCCAGAUGAUUUUCCGGAGGGUGUUUACAUAAGAAAUGGUUCAAAUCCUCUGUUUGGAGGUCUCAAAUCGACCAAAUCCAUAUUUGGGAAAUCAAGACACAUAUGGAUUGAAGGGGAAGGAAUGCUUCAUGCUUUGUACUUCACAAGAGAAAAAGGAAGAGGAACUUGGAAUACAUUCUACAAUAACAAGCACACCCAAACGGAAACUUUCAAGAUGGAAAUACAUAGAAAGAAACCUGGAUUUCUUCCUGCUGUUGAAGGGGAUUCUCCUGCCAUUUUAAUGGCUUAUGCCUUGAAUUUGGUAUGA